Patiria miniata (bat star) is the source of this 1116-nucleotide messenger RNA. RefSeq lists its product as uncharacterized. The transcript is spliced from 2 exons. The record is from RefSeq and is a predicted model, not a curated record. NCBI's taxonomy places the organism in Eukaryota, Metazoa, Echinodermata, Asteroidea, Valvatida, Asterinidae. Bases 374 to 892 code for a protein of 172 amino acids.
AGAUACAAAGAGAGACUAUACACAAAUUGUGAACUUGUAGUUGCAUAAAAGUACGUGACAAAUAGUAACACUUCCUACUGGAUCAACGACCAUCGAAGGCAAAGGUGAAGAUAUCGUAUUGAUCAUUUUUGCUCAUCCGGGCAGCAGAUGGCAGUUCUAGUUGGAGGUCGUACACUAGAGCAGCAACGUAAUAAUCUGGCAUUUGUCUUUGUUAUGGAGUAUACCACGUCCACAAAUCGCCGGUCCAAUGCAACUAGUGAGGCAGUACAUGCAUUCCUACGACACGAUCGGUCUUUUUUUCCAUCCUUGUGAACUGGGGGAGGUUAUUUUUUUGUAAUUUAAAAGUGAACCCUGGCUCUUCGUAACUAGAAGAAUGACUUCGAAGCACUGGCCCCUUCUGCUUUCCCUGUUUUCGCUUGGAAUCAUCCUCCAAAACUGCUUCGUGAACAUUAACUUGACGAGCCAGAGCGCUCAGUGCCUCGACAGACUUCGCGAGUCCGUGGAAACAGGAGCGUCUCUGCGAGCACGGCUCAACGAGACGGAAGACCUGGCGAGACGGCGCCAGACCCUCGCCGACGAAACGAUCAUCGAGACGGCCAGGAAAAAAGCCGAGAGAGAGCAGCUACUCGAAACUCUGAGGCUACUCCGGGAGGAGCAGGACAAACUCAAGAUCCAAACGGGAGAGGUUCAGAUGGCAGACCAGGUGGUUAAGAAGAGGAAAAAGUACAGGGAAAACCUGGACAAAUACGUCGCACACUUGCAUAAAGAGAAGAAGUCGCUCAUGGCAGAUAUUAAGAAAACGAAAGGCCUGCUGAAAGUCAUCCAAGAUGGAGAAACAUCAGGAGGAACAGGAGGGGGCGUGGCUGGAGGGAACAAGAAGGCGGAGGCAUGAUCAGUGUGAGACUGAGAAACGUUAUUACGCUAAGGCAACUAAACAGUAUUUUGUAUCGGUUAAGUUAGCACUGUGCAAUCGGCAAUUUGAGACGAGAUGUAAGCAGAUGCAUUUUAAACUUAAACAAUGGGAAUUUUAAAUAGAUAUGUCAUGCAGAUUGCGCAUGUAUAUACAGAAAGUGAUUGGUUCUAUCAGAUACAAACAAUUCAUUUUGAGGCAGGACU